AUGUUGGACAACAUGUCUUCGUCGUUGGUAUUGUCGUUGAUGUCAAAGCCAAUAAAGUCGUCAAAGUUGUCAAACUUUUGUGGGGCGGUCUCUGCUUUCUUUCUGGCCUUUUCUUCUGCUUUCUUGGCCUCCUCUGCCUUCUUCUUGGCCUCCUCUGCCUUCUUUGCUGCUUCUUCUGCCUUCUUGGCCUCCUCUGCCUUCUUCUUGGCCUCCUCUGCCUUCUUCUUGGCCUCCUCUGCCUUCUUCUUGGCCUCUUCUUCCUUCUUCUUGGCCUCUUCUUCACGUUUCUUUCUUGCCGCUUCUUCUUUGACUUUCAAUUCGUCAUGUUUCUUUUUCUUUUCAACCAUAACGCCGAGACACCACUCUGCAUCAUUGAGUUUCGACACUGUUUGGUCUAGAAUAGCAUGGAAGUUUUGGAUUUCGCCGUUGAGCAGUUGGGUUAUGGAUUUUUGGAUUAGUUCGUUGUUGGGGCUAGUUAUCACAUUGCUUUGUUUUCUGUUUUGGUCGAUUACCUCAAAUAUGUAUCCUGAUGAUUUCAAUAUCUCGUCGAGUGAGUUAUGUAAUCUUGUUUGGAGGUUUUCUGGCAUGGUGGGGGGGGGGAAAUAA
Messenger RNA from Candida albicans SC5314, 606 nucleotides. RefSeq lists its product as uncharacterized. NCBI's taxonomy places the organism in Eukaryota, Fungi, Ascomycota, Pichiomycetes, Serinales, Debaryomycetaceae. The record is from RefSeq and is a predicted model, not a curated record. The transcript has a single exon. Bases 1 to 606 code for a protein of 201 amino acids.